This is a messenger RNA of Paramecium sonneborni, 522 nucleotides long. NCBI's taxonomy places the organism in Eukaryota, Ciliophora, Oligohymenophorea, Peniculida, Parameciidae. The record is from the annotation of a GenBank genome assembly.
AUGAAUAAUAUAAUCAACAGUUUCUCCCCUAUUGCAAAAAGAAACCCUAAAAUUAGAACUGAAAAUAUUGAUUUCAAGAUGAAACUAUUUCAAUUUGAACCACUUAAUAUAAAUACGCAACCUAUUAAAUAAAUAAGAAUUAAAAUAGAAAGAAAACUAUCUCCUAUAUUUGAUUAGAAUUACAAUGCACUUUUCUUAAAUAAAAUUAAAGUACAAAAAAUGGCAUUGAAAAAAGCUAAACUCUCUUAAAGUAUAGAUUGUAGAGCAUUGCCAGAAUUAGAUUUAUAAGCUUAGUUAUAAAUUAUAUAACCAACAACUCUCGUAUUACCAUCUACUUAAAGAAAUACUAAUACUUCUACUUAAAAAAGUACUUAUACUUAAAUAACUUAAUCAAAGAAAUUCAAAUUUAAAGANCUUAAACCAAAGUCAGCAAUCUUAAUGCUAGAUAAGUCUUCUAUAUUUUUAAUUAAGAUAUUAUCUAAUUAAGUUAUGUAUUAAAUACCAGGUUUAAUAUCACGAUGA